Messenger RNA from Oryza brachyantha (malo sina), 2017 nucleotides. Its product is annotated as probable nucleoredoxin 1-2. Bases 103 to 1824 code for a protein of 573 amino acids. Gene Ontology annotation, molecular function: thioredoxin-disulfide reductase (NADPH) activity. Lineage: Eukaryota; Viridiplantae; Streptophyta; Magnoliopsida; Poales; Poaceae. The record is from RefSeq and is a predicted model, not a curated record. The transcript has 4 exons.
CCCACCUCUCCCCCUUCCGCCGACCACCCGCUCCUCCUCCUUCCACCUUCCGCUACUACUCACUACUCUGCUCCACUCCUCCAGCAAGCCAGCCAACCGGACAUGGCGGAGCUCACGACCGCCGACGCCGGCGUCGCCACCAUCCUCGCAACAGCCGGCAGGGACUUCCUCCUCCGCAACUCCGGCGACCAGGUUAAGAUCAGUAGCAUCGAGGCAAGCACCGUGGCCAUAUACUUCUCAGCCUCAUGGUGCCCACCAUGCAGGCGAUUCACACCUAAGCUUAUUGAAGCGUACAAUGAACUUGUCUCCCAGGGAAAGAGCUUUGAGGUUGUGUUCGUUUCAAGCGAUAGAGAACUAGAGGCAUUCAAUAAUUACUUUGCAAAGAUGCCAUGGUUGGCAGUCCCUUUCUCGGACUCCGAAGGUCUUGCUGGCCUUAAGAAACGGUUUAAGGUCAGAGGUAUUCCACACCUUGUCAUCCUUGAUGCAAAAUCUGGUGAAGUUUAUACUAAAGAUGGAGUUGAACUUGUGGACGACUAUGGUAUAGAAGCUUACCCUUUUACAACAGAGAAGAUCAAUGAAUUGAAGGAACAGGAAAAGGCUGCAAAAGAUAAUCAAACAAUUCAUAGUGUGCUUGGUACACCCACACGCGACUACUUAAUUUCGAACAAGGGAGAUAAGGUACCCAUCUCCGACCUCGAGGGCAAGUAUGUUGGUUUGUGCUUUGUGGUGAAUGGCUAUGGUCCAGUUGUUCAAUUUACUUCAUUGCUUACUAAAAUAUAUGAGAAACUCAAAGAAGUCGGGGAGAAAUUUGAAGUUGUAGCUGUAUCGUUGGACGGUGAUGAGGAAUCAUUCAGUGAGAGUUUUGCAGCCAUGCCUUGGCUUGCCAUUCCUCAUGGAGACAAGGUGUGUGAGAAGUUGGCUCGUUAUUUUGAGCUUAGAGGCCUGCCUACGCUUGUCCUGAUUGGUCCUGAUGGGAAAACACUGAACAAUGAUGUUGCUGAGAUAAUUGAUGAGCAUGGCACAGAUGCAUGGGAAGGGUUCCCUUUCAGUGCAGAGAAGCUGGAAAUUCUUGCUGAGAAGGCAAAGGCUAAAGCAGAAUCACAGACAUUGGAGUCCCUUCUGGUCACUGGUGAUUUGGACUUUGUCCUUGGGAAAGAUGAAGCAAAGGUUCCUGUAUCAGAACUUGUUGGGAAGACUGUUCUCCUAUACUUUUCAGCCAAAUGGUGCCCCCCAUGCCGAGCCUUCCUGCCUAAACUGGUCGAUGAAUACAACAAGAUCAAGGAGAAGCACAACGAUUUUGAGAUCAUCUUCAUUUCUAGCGACCGGGACCAGAGUUCCUACGAGGAGUUCUUCUCUGGCAUGCCAUGGCUUGCUCUUCCUCUGGGAGACGAAAGGAAGCAACAGUUGGGUAAGAUCUUCAAAAUCAGGGGGAUCCCUUCGCUUGUCGCCAUCGGUCCCGAUGGGAAGACGCUGACCAAAGAUGCGAAAACCCCACUGAUGGCCCACGGCGCCGACGCGUUUCCAUUCACCGAAGAGAAGCUUCAGGAGCUGGAGAAGAAGAUCGAGGAGAUGGCGAAGGGGUGGCCUGAGAAACUGAAGCAUGGUCUGCACGAGGAGCAUGAGCUCGUGCUGACUCGCUGCAGCACGUACGGCUGCGACGCCUGCAGCGAGGCGGGCAAUUCGUGGUCCUACUCGUGCAAGGAAUGUGACUUCGAUCUGCACCCGGAGUGCGCUCUGCGGGAAGAGGAGAAGAAGGGAGAGGAGAGUGCUGAGGCUGCCCCCGCUGGGUAUGUGUGCGAGGGAGACGUCUGCAGAAAGGUGUAAAGAGUUUGUCGUGUUUUUCCCGCCUUGUGCCGGUUGGGAUGUGAGUUCGUGUGACGAGUGAUAAUAAUAAAUACUAGUUGGUACAUCAGCUGUAUAUUUGGGCUGAUGAUACAUCAUCGGUGUAUCUCUUGAUCAACAUAAGCUGUUCUUCCUUGAGACUGGAGAUCAUUGUAUGCCAAACCUUUGUAAAGUA